Pseudozyma flocculosa PF-1 is the source of this 3738-nucleotide messenger RNA. RefSeq lists its product as uncharacterized. Lineage: Eukaryota; Fungi; Basidiomycota; Ustilaginomycetes; Ustilaginales; Ustilaginaceae. The transcript has a single exon. Bases 1 to 3738 code for a protein of 1245 amino acids. Gene Ontology annotation, biological process: NAD+ biosynthetic process. Gene Ontology annotation, molecular function: pyridoxal phosphate binding; kynureninase activity. The record is from RefSeq and is a predicted model, not a curated record. Gene Ontology annotation, cellular component: cytoplasm.
AUGUCCGGCGCCACGCCGUCCUCGGCGGCGCAAAAGGAGCUCCAGUCGACGCUGCUGCGCAGCACCAUCAUCUGCGCCACCUCGAUCCAGUCGCUCCGCGAGCCCGUGCAGCCCGACGUCAUCGCCGCCGACGCCGCCCAGCUGCCACCGCCCGCCUCGCAGCUCUCGGCGCAGGUCAUCAGCGACCUGGUCCAGAUCUUUGCCCUGGUCCAGAAGCACUGCAACGCCCUCUCGCUCGCACUGCGUCCCUCUGCCGCCACCUCGUCGUCGUCGUCCUCGCCGUCGCCAUCGCCGUCAGCGCAGGAUGCACAGGGCUUCUCGCCCGUAUCCGGCCUCGACGACAAAUCGCUCGAGGCGGCCAAGGCGCAGAUCGUCUCGCUCAGCUCGGACCUGAUCCCCAAGAUGGUCUUCAUCGCCAAAAAGGCGUGGAAGGACCGCGAGGUCUUCCAGCUCGACGCACAGCUGGCCGCCGAGCACGACGAGGCGCAGCGGGAAGAGAGGCGCAAGCUCGAGCAGCUCGCCAAGCAGAUGGGCGGGCAGGUCAUGACAUCCCAACAGCUCGGCCUCGACGGGCAGGCCCCUGCCAACGCGGCGCAGAGGAAGCUCGUCUCCCGCUCGCUCGGCAAUGCGUUCGCCCGGGAGGUGAGGGCCGCCGUCGAGGACGUGCUGGGAUGCAUCGCCGAGCUGCUCCAGAGCUUCCUCGACGCCCGCACCCGCGCGGCGCUGCAGCACGCCUCCAACGCCAGGGACAAGGCCGACGGCCUCUCGGCGGGCCCGUCGUCGUCGGCGGCGGCCGCGCAGCACCAGCAGCAGGCUCGCAACAUCCAUGAGGCCAGGCGCAAGUCGCUCGAGCUCAACAACCUCGUCUGGGAGACGUGCGCCAAGUACAUCGGCAAGCGGGCCGCCGAUGGCAGCGCGACCACCGUCACCCACGUCAACCCCAACGGCAACAAGGUCAAGGUCCAGGUCAAGGGCCUCUCGCGCGACAACCUCGAGGCCUCGAAGCGCAUCUGGCAGGAGCGCGUGGCAAUCAUGCGCGACGGCCUCGACGAGAUGAAGGAGGCCGCCGCAGCAGACGACGACGACGACGGCGACGACGACGACGACGAGGAGGCCGCCCGGUCGCCUCGCCACCUCGGCGGUGAUGCCGACGACCUCGACCUCGGCGAGGAGCUCUCGGCGCUGCCGACGCUGAGCGUAGGCGAGCGCGCACGGCUCAGCCAGCUGUCGAACCUCGUGCGGAUCGGCAGCAUGCUGCACGAGAACGUGCUCAAGGCCAUCGUCGCCGCCCACGGCCGCGCCACGUCCGACCUGGACCUCGACGAGGUCGACGACCUGGGCAGGCAGCUCGAGGAGGCGCAGGACGAGCUCGUCGCUGCCGCGCUCUACGGCGAGGAGGAUGCCGGUAUCGAGGAGCUGGACCUCGGUGACGACGACGACGACGACGACGACGACGACGACGACGACGACGACGACGACGACGGCCAAGGGCACGCGGCCGUCGAGGAAGGCAGCAUCGAAGCUGCGGUGCUGCGGACACUUCAGCAGUACGUCCGGGCCGCGGCGGCGCUCGUCUCGUACGUCAGCGGCAACGACGAGCCCGUCGAAAAGGUCGAUGCUGUCGAUGCCGGGUCCACGACUGGCGAGUUCGAGGGCAUCUUUGAGGCGCGCUUCUCGCGGCUAUCCAAGGUCCUCACCGAGGCCUCCUCCAAUAUCCAGGUCCGGCCCACACGGGAGUCGGCUAAGGAGACCGAGCAACAGCAAUCGCCUCCUUCGAGCCAGACCAGCGCUCCCGCUCCCACUCCCGCUUCCGCUUCUGCUGAUGCCGCGCAGGCCACGGUCUCUGCAGCUGCGCCAGCGGUCAGCGAGGCCCAGACUGUGGCCAUGGCCGCGACGACGGCCGCUGUUGUCGCACCCGCUGCUGCCGCUGCCGCCGCCACUGCCGCUGCGUCGGACUCUGCACCGGUCGAUGUUCCGUCCAAAGCCGACAGUGGCGUGAUCGCCGCAGCGCGCAAGCCGAGCAACGCCGCCUUCCAGACGGCCGACUUUCUCAAGGAGCUCGACGGCAUCGCUCAGCGCCUCGGCAACGGCACGCAGACCUACGACCGCGCAGUGGCCGCCGAGCUCGACCGGAUAGACCCGCUGGCACCCAUGCGGGACGGCUACGUGCUGCCCAAGAACCGCGACGUGUGCCAGCCGUCAUCGCCGUCGCCGUCGGGGUCGUCUUCUUCGCCUGCCGCCCCGCCGACGGACACCGACGGCGAGAGCGCUCCGGAUGCGCCGGCGCUGUACAUGUGCGGCAACUCGCUCGGCCCGCUGCCCAAGCUGACCAAGCACUAUCUCGACGAGGAGCUCGAGGCGUGGGGGCGCAAGGCUGUGCUGGGCCACUUUGACCACCCCUACGAUCGCCCCUGGACGCAGCUCGAGGGGCGCGUCGCCGAGCUGUCGGCCGACGUCGUGGGCGCCAAGCGUGCCGAGGUGACGGUGAUGGGCACGCUGACGGGCAACCUGCACACGAUGCUCACCACCUUCUACCGGCCGGCGGUCAGGCCGUACGGCGUCGGCUACGCCGGAUCGGCCGAGGAGGCGCGCGGCGAGGGCCGCAAGGUGCGCCACAAGAUUGUCUACGAGCACAAGGCGUUCCCCUCGGACCGGUACGCGCUGGCGUCGGCGAUUGAGCUCAACGGCUUCGACGUCGCCACGUCGCUCGUCCCGCUCAGGCCGCGGGGCGACAGCCGCACGUUCGACACGGCCGACAUCCUCGCGACGAUCGACGAGCUGGGCAGGGAGGGCGAGACGUGCCUGAUCCUGCUGGGCGGCAUCAACUUCUUCACGGGCCAGCUGUUCGAGUGCGAGAGGAUCGCGGCCAAGGCGCGCGAGCACGGCAUCCUCUUUGGUGUCGACCUGGCCCACGCGUUCGCCAACGUGCCGCUGCGGCUGCACGACUGGGGCGUCGAUUUCGCCGUCUGGUGCACGUACAAGUACGGCAGCGCCGGGCCGGGCGGCAUCGCGGGGCUGUUUGUGCACGAAAAGUGGCACCAGAGCGGCGCGACGAGCCGGGUGCUGACGCGGCAGGCCGGGUGGUGGGGCCACGACCGCUCGACGCGCUUCUCGAUGCCCGAAGACUUUGCGCCCAUCGAGGGCGCCGACGGGUGGCAGGUGUCGAACCCGUCGAUGCUCGACAUGGCGGCGCUGCGCGGGUCGCUCGAGACGCUGCUCACGGCGACGCAGCUGUCGGGCGUGGGCGGUGCGGGCGACGAGGACGCGGCCCGAGGCGAGAUCGUGGGCGAGGGCAAGAUCAUGCCCGUGCUGCGCUCCAAGUCGCUGCGGCUCACGGCGUACCUCGAGAGCCUGCUGCUGCGGCCGGGCUUCCUGCCAGAGGGGCUCGGGAUCGAGAUUGUGACGCCGCGGGAUCCGCAGCAGCGCGGAUCUCAGCUGUGCAUCCGCAUCCCGGACCAGCGCGAGCCCGCGGCCGCGGCCGCAGCCGCGCCCGCAGCGAGUGGCGCCGAGGGCGGCAAGGGCGGUGUGCCGCCGCCGAUCCAGUCGACGCGGCUGAUUGCGCAGGCGCACCUGCGCGCCGAAAAGCAGCGGGGCCUGGUGACGGAUAUCCGCCACCCGGACAUGCUGCGCAUCGCGCCGCUGGCGCAGUUUUCGAGCUACGUCGAGGUCUGGCGCACGGCCGAGGCGCUGCGGCUGAGCAUCCUCGAGGAGAUGGCGUGCGAGAAGCAGCAGCAGUGA